Messenger RNA from Rana temporaria (common frog), 884 nucleotides. RefSeq names its product anionic trypsin-2-like. NCBI's taxonomy places the organism in Eukaryota, Metazoa, Chordata, Amphibia, Anura, Ranidae. Bases 31 to 807 code for a protein of 258 amino acids. The record is from RefSeq and is a predicted model, not a curated record. Gene Ontology annotation, biological process: proteolysis. Gene Ontology annotation, molecular function: serine-type endopeptidase activity. The transcript is spliced from 5 exons.
AGAUAAAAACGUGUCCAUGGAAAGGUUAUAAUGAUGAGUUUACAUCAUAGAAGGACUCAGAAACUCACCAUGAAGAUCCUUCUCCUCCUCGCCAUCCUUGGGCUCGCUGCUGCCGUCCCCAUCAGUGAUGAUGAUAAGAUUAUUGGUGGUUACACCUGCCAGGAAAGCGCUGCACCCUACCAAGUGUCUCUAAAUGCUGGAUACCAUUUUUGUGGAGGGUCCCUGUUUAGCACCAUAUGGGUGAUUUCUGCUGCACACUGCUACCAAAAGAAUAUUGAGGUCCGGCUUGGAGAACACAACAUUGGUGUAUUGGAAGGACCAGAACAAUUUAUUAAGGUCGCUAAAGCUAUCAAGCACCCACAAUAUGACCCUAACUUUCUCGAUAAUGACAUCAUGUUAAUUCGGCUCCGUAAACCAGUCAAGAUUAACAGCCAAGUCAGAACUGUCAGCCUGCCCACUCGCUGUGCAAUGGAGGGCACUCGCUGUCUGAUAUCUGGAUGGGGGAAUACGCUGAGUGAUGGAGCUAAUUAUCCUAAUCUCCUGCAGUGCCUUCAGGCCCCCAUUCUUAACAACCAAGUGUGCCAAGAUGCCUAUCCUGGAAAAAUUACUGAGAACAUGAUUUGCGUGGGGUAUAUGGAUGGUGGAAAGGACUCUUGCCAGGGUGACUCUGGCGGUCCUGUGGUUUGCAAUGGAGAGCUGCAGGGAGUUGUAUCCUGGGGUUAUGGCUGUGCCUUGCCCGGAUACCCGGGUGUAUACACCAAGGUGUGCAACUACUUGUCCUGGAUUGAGAAGACUAUUUCCAGCUAAGUGUUUCAAACUGACACACCAGCAGAAGAAGGUCCUGAUGUUUAUGAAAAUUGCAAUAAAAAUUAUUCUGGAAAUCA